Messenger RNA from Penicillium longicatenatum, 3834 nucleotides. RefSeq lists its product as uncharacterized. The transcript has 4 exons. Gene Ontology annotation, cellular component: nucleus; transcription repressor complex. Gene Ontology annotation, molecular function: protein binding. Lineage: Eukaryota; Fungi; Ascomycota; Eurotiomycetes; Eurotiales; Aspergillaceae. The coding region runs from base 1 to 3834 and encodes 1277 amino acids. Gene Ontology annotation, biological process: negative regulation of transcription by RNA polymerase II. The record is from RefSeq and is a predicted model, not a curated record.
AUGGCAUAUACGACAUCAUAUGACGGUCCAAACUCUGGUUUCCAAGUUGGGCAGAACCUCGGUCAUAUCACCAAUCAGUUCCCAUCAUUGAAUCAGGCGUGCCUGCGGGAUCUGCGGACCACUGAUCCUCACCAUGACAAAGAUCGUAUUCAGAACACCAGCGGAGGCCUGCUCAAAGUCUCAUACUGGAUUUUCGAUAGCGAGGAGUUUCAGCAAUGGCAAAAUAACCAGUGCAACUGUCUCCUCUGGAUCAGGGGUGAUCCGGGCAAAGGCAAGACAAUGCUCCUGUGUGGUAUCAUCGAUGAGCUACAACGAACAUCUGAGGGUACUGCGAAUAUAUCGUUCUUUUUUUGCCAAGCUACCGACGUGCGGAUCAAUAAUGCCACGGCUGUUCUCCGUGGCUUAAUAUACUUGCUUGUCAAGAAGCGGCCAUCUCUUCUCUCCUAUAUACAGCAUCAAUAUGACCACGCCGGAAAAGCACUGUUCGAGGACAUAAACGCAUGGAAUGCCCUCUUGGGGAUCUUCAUGGAUAUAUUGAAAGACCCGACCUUACGGACCACAUAUUUGAUUAUCGAUGCGCUAGAUGAAUGCAAAGCUGGCCUACCUUCCCUUCUUGACUUGAUAACUCGAGUCUCGUCUACUUGUCCACAGGUUAAGUGGAUUGUCUCAAGCCGUAAUUGGCCUGAUAUCGAAGAGCGUCUUGACACUACCCAUGCCACACAAAUCUCAUUAGAGCUGAAUGAGGCGUGUAUAUCGGAAGCCGUGAGGAAAUUCAUUCAACACAAGGUUCGCCAUUUGGCGAGAGUUAAAAAGUAUAGCGAUGAGACUCGAGAUAUAAUUCACCACUUAUUAUUAUCAAAAUCGCAGGACACUUUCCUUUGGGUGGCAUUAGUCUGUCAAGAUCUUGAUAGAACAUCGCGGAGACACGCUCUUACAAAGCUGGAAGCGUUUCCUCCUGGACUGAACGCCUUGUACGGUCGGAUGAUCGAUCAGGUUUGCCACUCGGAAGAUGCUGAGCUCUGUAAACGAAUACUGGCUGUUAUGUCUACCGUGUAUCGGCCUAUCACGUUUGACGAACUAGUCUCUCUUGUUGAGCUACCUAAUGAUCUAUCUGGUGACUCCGAAGCCUUAUUAGAGGUUAUCGCGAUUUGUGGCUCUUUUUUGACUGUACGCGAAGACACUAUUAUUUUCGUCCAUCAGUCUGCAAAGGAAUUUCUGCUUACAGAGACGCAAAACACGAUUUUUCCUGGAGGUAUUGAAGCUGAACACAAUACGGUGUUCUCUCGUUGUCUAGAGGCCUUGUUUAAGACACUUCGGCGUGAUAUCUUUCAACUUAAGUAUCCUGGAUUCCUAAUUGAGAAAGUCAUCCCACCCAGUCCGAAUCCAUUGGCGGCUGUGAAAUAUGCAUGUGUCUACUGGGUUGACCAUCUUCAACAUAGCGGCUGCUAUGAUAACGAUGGUAUUAAUGUCGACAAGCGAGGGUAUGUGGGUACAUUUCUAGAGAAGAAAUACCUUCACUGGCUGGAAGCCUUGAGCAUUCUAGGAAGCCUAUCACAGGGUAUAGCAGCUAUUCUUAAGCUCGAAGUCUUACUUCAGUUCAAGACGCCUCCCGAUUCGUUCGAUACCACAGGCCAGCAAUUGAAAGUAGUCCUCUUCAAAAUAUGCUAUCAAAAGGAGAGACCGGAUUGGAUUGUCAAUGAGCCAUUACUAGACAAAGAUUGGAGUGCAUGUCUUCAAACCCUAGAGGGCCAUAGCGACUCGGUUCGCUCGAUUGCCUGGUCGCCAGACGGAAGCCGACUCGCAUCAGCAUCCAGGGAUACAACUAUUAGGAUCUGGAAUCCAGCCACUGGCCAGUGCGCGUCAACCUUUGAGGGUCAUAGGGGUUUGAUCACCUCAAUUGCCUGGUCGCCAGACGGAAGCCUACUCGCAUCAGGGUCCUGGGAUGACACCGUUAAAAUCUGGGAUCUGAACACCGGCCAGUGCACGUCAACCCUUAAGGCGCAUAGCGAUUUGAUCGCCUCGAUCGUCUGGUCGCACGAUGGAAGACGACUAGCAUCAGCGUCCUGGGAUGGUACCAUUAAAAUCUGGGAUACGGCUAAUAAUCAGUGUGCAUCAACCCUAGAGGGGCAUAGCCGUUCGGUCACCUUAAUUACCUGGUCGCAAGAUGAAAGCCAACUUGCAUCAGCAUCCUAUGAUACGACCGUCAGAAUUUGGGAUAUGGACACCGGCCAGUGCGCGUUAACCCUAGAGGGGCAUAGCGACUUGGUUCACUCGGUUGCCUGGUCACCAGAUGGAGGCCAACUCGCAUCGGCGUCUAGUGACAAGACUAUUAUUAUCUGGGAUCUAACAACAGGCCAGUAUAAUUCAACUCUUGAAGGGCAUAGCCAUUCGGUCACCUCAAUCACCUGGUCCCAAAAUGGAAGCCGACUCGCAUCAGCGUCCAGGGAUAACACCGUUAGGAUGUGGGAUCCGGCUACCGGCCAGUGUAUGUCGACCCUUAAGGGACAUGGCCGUUCGGUCACCUCUAUUGCCUGGUUGCAAGAUGAAAGCCGUCUUGCAUCAGCGUCAGAUGAUAGCACCGUCAGGAUCUGGGAUCUAGCCACUGGCCAGUGCGCGUCAAUCCUCAAGGGACAUAGCGACUCAGUCCACUCGGUCGCCUGGUCACCAGAUAGAAGCCAACUUGCAACAGCGUCCAGUGAUAAGACUAUCAGGAUAUGGGACCCAGCCGCUAGCCAGUGCACAUCAACCCUCAAAAGGCAUAGUAGUUCGGUCUACUCGAUUACCUGGUCCCAAGAUGGAAGCCAACUCGCAUCAGUGUCAGAUGAUAAUACCGUCAGAAUCUGGGAUCCUGCCACCGGCCGAUGCGCGUCAACCCUUAAGGGACAUAAUCAUUUGGUCACGUCAAUUUCCUGGUUACAAGAUGGAAGCCGACUUGCAUCAGCGUCCUAUGAUAAGACCGUCAGGAUCUGGGAUCUGACCACGGGCCAGUGCGCGUUUAAGCUUGAGGGGCAUAGCGGUGAAGUCCACUCGAUUGCCUGGUCGCAAGAUCAAGGCCGGCUUGCAUCAGGGUCAGAUGACAAGACUAUCAGGAUUUGGGACCUAGCCACCGGGAAGUGUGCGUUAAUCCUUGAGGGGCAUAGUGGUUCGGUCCACUCGAUCGCCUGGUCGCGAGAUGGAAGCCGACUCGCAUCGGCAUCUUUUGAUGACACUGUCAGGAUCUGGGAUUUGACCACCGGCCAGUGCGCGUUAAACCUUGAGGGGCAUAGCAAUUUCGUCCGCUCAGUUAUCUGGUCGCAAGAUCAAGGCCAGCUUGCAUCAGGGUCAGAUGACAAGACUAUCAGGAUUUGGGAUCUAGCCACCGGGAAGUGUGCGUUAAUCCUUGAGGGGCAUAGUGGUUCGGUCCACUCUAUCGCCUGGUCGCGAGAUGGAAGCCGACUCGCAUCGGCAUCUUUUGAUGACACUGUCAGGAUCUGGGAUUUGACCACCAGUCAAUGCGAAUCAAUACUCCACAUCAGCUCCCCCUACUUCAUUCAAUUUGAUGAAAGCAAAUUUGGUCAUCUGCAUACUUCAGUCGGUACAUUUGAUAUAAGUCUCACUGGUACCAUCAUGUCGGUUCAUAAUACUUCGACCUUGCCAGAUCAAUAUGGGUAUGGUUUGAAUGGUGAUCAUUCCUGGAUAACCUAUGAUGGAGUCAACCUCCUUUGGUUGCCUGCCGAAUAUCGACCAACUACUUCUUCCUUCUUGGCUAUUUCUGCAAACAAAUUGGCCAUCGCUUGUUCUUCAGGUCUUGUGAUGUUUCUCGUGCUUGCAAAGAGUCCUGUCCCUCCCCUUUGA